UAGAGAGAGAGAGAGAGAGAGGCCCACUUAGAUUUCAGUAGCUUUUUGCAGGUUUUGUUCCUUGGUUUUGGAUUUUUCGGACAUGCCCUCUGUCCAAUUGGCUUGUUUUCCCUCCUUAUUUCCUUAGGAUUCUCAGGAAUAAAGUACGUGAUUUCUUUUGUGGGCUGUUGGGUAUUUCUAAUUUUCAUGGGAGAUAUGUGAUUACAUGAAGUGGGUAUUGGUUUUUCUUCCCAUUUCCUCUAAAAAAUAUGACAUUUCUUGAGGUGGUUCAACCCUCAAGUCUGAAUCUUCUGAAGAAGGGGGUGUUUUCUUGAGAGGGACACCAUAUGGGUUCUGUUGAAGACAAGGUCAAAACAAGGGGGUUGGUUUCUGGGGCACACACUUUAUUGGAGGACAUGAAAUUGUUAAAGGAAAUGCAGGAUCAUUCUGGGGUUCGCAAGCUGAUAAAUUCGGAGCUAUGGCAUGCGUGUGCUGGCCCAUUGGUGACCUUGCCUCAGGUUGGAAGCCUUGUUUAUUAUUUCCCACAAGGACACAGUGAACAGGUGGCAGUUUCCACAAAUAGAACUGCAACCUCACAUAUCCCUAACUAUCCAAAUCUCCAGUCUCAGCUGUUGUGCCAAGUUCACAAUGUUACUCUACAUGCGGACAAAGAAACAGAUGAGAUCUAUGCCCAAAUGAGCCUUCAACCUGUCAGCUCUGAAAAAGAUGUCUUCCCUAUACCCGAUUUUGGUCUAAAGCCCAGUAAACAUCCAACUGAAUUCUUCUGCAAAACUUUGACCGCUAGUGAUACAAGUACACACGGUGGCUUCUCGGUGCCUCGUAGGGCAGCAGAAAAGCUCUUUCCACCAUUGGACUAUUCAAUGCAACCACCAACUCAAGAGCUCGUUGUUCGUGACUUGCAUGAUAAUACCUGGACAUUUCGUCACAUAUACCGCGGGCAGCCAAAGCGACACCUUCUCACUACUGGCUGGAGUAUGUUUGUUGGUGCAAAGAGGCUUAGAGCAGGUGAUGCUGUUCUGUUUAUAAGGGAUGAAAAAUCACAACUAUUGCUGGGUGUGAGGCGUGCAAAUCGUCAGCAAACAGCUUUACCAUCAUCAGUCCUAUCUGCCGAUAGCAUGCACAUUGGAGUCCUUGCUGCCGCGGCCCAUGCUGCUGCUAAUCGAAGCCCAUUUACAAUUUUCUAUAAUCCAAGGGCAUGCCCUUCAGAAUUUGUCGUUCCUUUGGUCAAGUAUCGAAAAUCUGUAUAUGGCACGCAACUCGCAGUUGGUAUGAGGUUUGGAAUGAUGUUUGAAACAGAGGAGUCAGGCAAGCGCAGAUAUAUGGGUUCAAUUGUUGGUAUUAGCGAGUUAGAUCCGCUAAGAUGGCCCGGUUCCAAAUGGCGCAAUCUUCAGGUAGAGUGGGAUGAGACUGGCUGCGGUGAAAAACAGAAAAGAGUGAGUCCAUGGGAAAUUGAGACUCCGGAAAGUCUCUUCAUUUUUCCGUCUCUGACUUCAAGCUUCAAACGACCUCUACAAAGUGGCUUUUUCGGAGAACAAAAUGAAUGGGAGAGUCUGGCAAAGAGGCCUUUCAUCCGAGUUCCUGAAAACCUAACUGGUGAUCUUCCAUAUCCUCCCUCGAUUUCAAGCCUAUGGUCAGAACAACUGAUCAAGAUGCUAAUAAAACCGAGCGCUAACAAUCCCGGAACUGUUGCUCCCAUUCAAGACUCCGCUGCUAAAGGAUCUUCGUUGCAAGAGGCUACGACUAUGACACAGGUGAUGACCAAGCAAAGACCUCAGGUCAUCCCGCCUGAUAAUAUUUUGUCAGAAAGUGAAAACCGUCCUCAAAUCCACCUUGACCAAUCCAAUCCCAUAAACCCAAACUUUGCACAGCUGCAAGCUCCAGAAAAACUAGGAAAUCAAUUGCCAUACGGGUCAAGCACUCAAGUGUCAAAAGUCGAACCCAUACUUUCAUCGGCUCAGUUAAGCCAGUUAACUUCUACGGGGCCAUGCAACGAAGACAAACUGGCUUCAAACACUACGAUUCCACAGAAUCUUGUAAAUCAGUUGACAUUCCUCAACCAGAACCAUUGUUUGUCACAGUUGCAGACUAGUCCUUGGCUCAUGCAGUCACAGUUCGAAUCAUUGGCAGCCCACCCUCAGCAGCUUGAUGCUCACCAAUUAGAGUGUACUAAUUUCAAUGGUUUAAUUCCAUACCCUGACAUGAAUGAUUGGAAUUUGAACGCUGCUAUUCUCAGGUCGCCCGGACCUUCAUCGGUGUUUGGAAAGCAAGAAUCUUCAGUGGUGUUUUCGGAAACCGUUAAGCCCACUGUAACCUCAGUGGGCCACGAAACGUGGGAUCACCAGCUGAAUACUUUACGGUGUUUGUCCCAGACAACCCAACUCGCUCCUUUACCUCAGCAAGAUCUUUAUAGUCUUCAGUGUAGAUCUAAUCCAAAUGGGUUGAAAGAUUUGUCGGAUGAAAGCCAUAACCAAAGUGACAUAUAUAGUUGUCUUAACUUUGAUGGUAGCAAUGGUGGAAGCACAGUGAUUGAUCCUUCUGUUUCAAGCGUGACCAUCUUGGACGAGUUUUGCACGUCAAAAGAUGGUGCUUUUCAAAAUCCCUCGGAUUAUUUAAUUGGGAACUUCAGUUCAAGUCAGGAUGUUCAGUCCCAGAUUACAUCAGCUAGCCUAGCUGACUCUCGGGCAUUUUCUUUGCAAGAGUUCCCGGAUAGCUCAGGCGGUGCUUCUUCAAGCAAUGUGGAUUUUGAUGACAGUGGCCUUUUGCAGAACAACGCAUGGCAACAAGUGGCUCCACCAGUACGAACCUAUACAAAGAUUCAAAAGGCUGGAUCUGUUGGUAGGUCAAUUGAUGUAUCGAGUUUCAAGAAUUACGAUGAACUGCUCUCUGCCAUUGAGUGCAUGUUUGGACUCGAGGGGCUGCUCAAUGACAGAGGUUCUGGCUGGAAACUAGUGUAUGUGGAUUUUGAGAAUGAUGUUCUACUUGUUGGGGACGAUCCAUGGGAGGAAUUCAUUAGCUGUGUCCGCUGCAUACGAAUUCUAUCACCAUCUGAAGUUCAGAAGAUGAGUGAAGAGGGAAUGCAGCUUCUCAACAAUACCGCCAACAUGCAGGGUACUACCGUACUGAUAUCAGAAAGCGGCCGUGCUUGGGAUGCUCCUAACUGAUCCACUUCGGCCUUACCUGAUACAGAGGCUACCCUCUUGCUGCCUGCUUCAACAGCAGAGAUUGGUUGGUUGAUUUAUCUUUUGCUUGGCUGAUUCUGAAAAUUAAUUUGUGGCAUCUUAAUUGUCAUUAAAAGAGAACCUCGAGCAAGGCCAAGUGAUAGAGCUUUGUUUUAGAUUUGGAUUGUAGAGUUGGAAAAUUAUAUGUAUGAACAACGUUAGAUAUACAUUUUCCUAUGUACUAGUGUAUGAGAUUUGUCAUGAAGAGCCAAUUCAUGUAGCUCGUGAUCAUGCUUCUUUUGCUACGUGAUUUACCACUUGUCCAAACUGGAACAGACACAAAA
This is a messenger RNA of Camellia sinensis, 3502 nucleotides long. RefSeq names its product Transcriptional factor B3 family protein / auxin-responsive factor AUX/IAA-like protein (gene MP). Gene Ontology annotation, biological process: response to hormone; regulation of DNA-templated transcription. Gene Ontology annotation, cellular component: nucleus. Gene Ontology annotation, molecular function: DNA binding. NCBI's taxonomy places the organism in Eukaryota, Viridiplantae, Streptophyta, Magnoliopsida, Ericales, Theaceae. The record is from RefSeq and is a predicted model, not a curated record.